AUGGCAGAGAUAGCCAAUUAUAGAGUGGACAAUAACUUGGGUUGUGGUUUUAUGGGAGGGAUUUUCCAGCGCUGGAACCACUGGACAAGAAAAUCCCAUGUACAUUCACUGCCUUCUAGUGGUACUAAAACACGGCCACCAAGUUCCGAAAACCCGGAGAAGGCUCCAAGUCAGAGUUCCAGGAGGAGAAGAAGCAGCUCUGCAGAGCCUGCCAUUCCACAAAACUCAAACUCAGCUAAACCUCUUCCAAAGUCAGACCAAAAUCCCACCAGAAAUCUUCCCGCGGAUCAUCCUAGGACUUCGACUUCUCAGCGAAAAAUUCAAGGAGUUCGGAGACUUUCAGAUGCUGCAAGAAGCUCGACGUCAUCCUCCAAUGGCUCAGGCCAAAACCAUGACUCAGGAGAAGAGAGAAAGCUGAGAAGGGAAUCGACACCGAACUCUCUCGAGUUGAGCAGGAUUGUCGCCCAGCACGACAGCAAAGUUCUAGCAAAAGCUUCUUCUACUAGUGCUAUUGUUUUAGGACAUGUGGGAAACUUGAAGCAGUCAGGAAGCAGGAGUUCUCUGGCGAGCAAUAGUCCUAGUUCUGCGUCUGGAGCUAUUUUGGCCCUUUCUAGGAACCUUCAAGAGAUGAACUCCUUGCCCCGAAAGAAUGGUUUUGGAGGUGGGAAUAACACUAGUAUGGGAAACAUUGUGAGGAGGAAUAGUUGGAGUGAUCAUUUUCGGGGUGUUUCGAGUAAGUUAGACCCCGAAGCGUUGAAGAGGAUGGGAAAUGAGGCCUACAAGCAGGGCAGGUUCAAGGAGGCUUUGGAUUUUUAUGAUCGAGCAAUUGCUUUGAAUUCAAACAAGGCAGUCUAUCACAGCAACAAGAGUGCUGCUUUGAUUGGCUUAGACCGUCUUGUCGAAGCAGUUUUCGAAA
Messenger RNA from Morus notabilis, 916 nucleotides. Its product is annotated as TPR repeat-containing thioredoxin TTL1-like. Gene Ontology annotation, molecular function: protein binding. The transcript has a single exon. NCBI's taxonomy places the organism in Eukaryota, Viridiplantae, Streptophyta, Magnoliopsida, Rosales, Moraceae. Gene Ontology annotation, cellular component: cytoplasm. The record is from RefSeq and is a predicted model, not a curated record. The annotation marks the transcript as partial.